Messenger RNA from Dentiscutata erythropus, 16305 nucleotides. NCBI's taxonomy places the organism in Eukaryota, Fungi, Glomeromycota, Glomeromycetes, Diversisporales, Gigasporaceae. The record is from the annotation of a GenBank genome assembly.
AUGCCUCUCCACGCAGAAUCAGCAUUACCUUCAUUUAAUUCAAUGGAACUAGAUGUAUUCGAAAAAUCCUCAUUUGAAACUGAACUAUUCGACCCUCUAGAAAUAGACAUUUACACUGCUUGCAAAGGUUUAUUACUGAAAAUUGAAAGAAUUCGUCAAUCAAAUCAGUUUGAUGUGCUGGAAAACUUUUGCAACUUCCUAAACGCUUUUUUAAUAAAUGAAGACUGUCAUGAUUCUGUGAUAAAACCACUUUCGACACGUGAACUAUUGAAUUGCUUAUCAGAUCUACUUUUACACCCACUGCUUACUUUACCAAUCGCGGAACUAUUUCGUCCGAUCUUGCUCGAUCUAGUUUCUCGUUGGUUAUUACCUCGAGAAACUAUGCAAAUUUCCACCUUUGACAAAUUUGAGGUUUACUCUCGAAUUGACAACGUCGCUUUUGCUUUCAGUCAAUUGUUACCUAUAGCUCCCCAAUUGUUGAGGCAAGUUUUGAAUUUGGCUGUUACACUCUUUUCCCGAUCUCCCUCAAUAUUUUCAGGACUUGACUCUUUGAAUCAAAAUGAAUGUAAUAAAGAUAAAUAUAUGACGGAAAAAGAUAUACAAUCCCUUUUAAUCACAGCAUAUCGACUUUUAAGAUUUUCCACGACCACUUUUUCUCGUUUAUGGGAUUGGUCUACGCUCACUCAAUUGUUAACACAUCCGAAUAAAGCUAUUCGUUAUCUAACCUUGUGUUGUUUGGGAAUUGUUUUUGGUAUGAGUGAUGAACAAAAGGAAAGGGCGCAUAGUAUAUGGGUUGGUCCAAAAAUUGAUCCGAUUUUGAUAGAUUGGGAAAAUGGCGAAACACUAGACGUUCGGAUGUUAACUAUUUUGGACCAAGUGAUACAUUAUAAGCAACAGUUUAAUCUGCUCCAAAAUGAUUAUGGCAGUUCAUUAACAGGAUCGCAUAUAUUACAAGAUAAUGAUUUAUCACCGUUAACCGUCAAAAUUUCAAAGGUUUUGCUACAGAGAUUAAAUCCUUCAAUAAAUACUAUUUCAAAAGUGAAGCAACGCCUUGUGAUGACUGAUACCACGCAAAGAAAUUUAAAUGCAAUAUGUUUGGCACUUUCUAUGGGUUCUCCAAUUUUACUUGAAGGCGUUACUGGUUCAGGGAAAACGUCAUUGAUAGAAGAAAUUGCGAUUGCAACUGGACGUGAUGAAGGUGAUCAGACAGAUGCAAAAGUACUUUUGGGAACUUAUGUUUCUACGUCUACUCCAGCCGCAUUUCGUUGGCAGCCUGGGAUCCUCACAACUGCCGUGCGUGAUGGAUAUUGGGUUUUGAUUGAAGACAUAGAUCUCGCGUCAAUAGAUGUGUUGUCUAUCUUAUUUCCUCUACUUGAGACUGGUCAACUUUUCAUUCCAGACAAAGGUGAAAAAAUUCUUGCCAAGCAAGGUUUCCAAUUAUUUGCGACAAGAAAUUUAUUAUCUAACUGUGAUGGAGAAAUUUCAAAAAGGCAAAUGACCGAUUCAGAUAUUAGUAAUACACUAUGGACAAAAAUUAAUGUUCAAUCUCAGAGUAUUGAUGAACUCGAAUUUAUAAUUGCAAAUCGUUAUGAAGGUUUACGGACUUUAGUUCCCGAUAUUAUGCGUGUUUAUAAAACUAUAAUUUCCAUUUAUCAAGAUGUUAAAAUGUUUUCGUCAAAUGCACUCAAGUUUAUAUCUGCACGUGAUUUGAUGAAAUGGUGUAAGAGGAUCGAAUUUUUUUUCAGUUCAAAUGAUCUUAUGAUUGGUAGUCAAGGUCUUUCAAGCAGAGUGCGAGAAGAACUCUUCAAAGAAGCUGUGGAUUGCUUUUGCGCCAUGAUAUCCGAUCAUGAAAGUUUGAUCGUGGUGUUAGAGAGGCUCGGUGAAACUUUAGGGUUGACAGAUCAAUGGGUUCGACACUUUGUAAAUUCUUACACUCCGAACAUUAAUAUUGAUGAGAAAGGUAUCAUAAUCGGACGAGCUCAGUUCGUUUCAAUGAAUCGUAAAAAAUAUACAAACAUUAAACGUGAAUCGCAGAAACAACGGUUUGCCAACACAGGACAUGCUUUAAAAUUGCUGGAACAGAUUGCAGUAUGUGUUCUUCUAUGCGAACCUGUCUUAUUAGUUGGUGAAACUGGAACCGGUAAAACCGCUACGAUUCAAUAUUUAGCGGAGCUUAUGCAUCAAAAUCUUAUCGUUGUUAAUUUGUCACAGCAAGGUGAUAGUAGUGAUCUUCUUGGCGGAUUUAAGCCGGUUGAUGUAAAAGCUAUAGUUGCACCAUUGAAAGAGGAAUUUAAUAAGUUAUUUGGAAAAACUUUUUCUGUGAAAAAGAAUUCUCGUUUUUUGGAAACCGUACAUAAAAUGUACGUUACCAAGAAAUAUUUUAAAUUAAUAACUUUAAUGCAAGAAGCAAUUAAAUUAGCAGGGAAAAGUUUUGACACCGAACAAAGUCAAGAUGAACGAAAGAAUUCACGAAAAGUAUCAAAUCCUGAGUUAAGAAAUCAAUGGAAAUUAUUUGACAAUUCUGUUAAGGAAUUCCAACAACAGUAUGAUCAAAUACGUAACAAUUUUGUUUUCAAAUUUGUUGAGGGUUCUUUGGCUAAUGCAGUUACAAAUGGUGAUUGGAUUCUUUUAGACGAAAUUAAUUUAGCAUCUACAGAAACAUUAGAAUGUUUAAAUGGCAUUCUUCAAGAUCCAGAAAGCUCAUUAUUAUUAAUUGAAAAAGGCGAUUCUAAGCCAAUCAUUCGUCAUCCAAAUUUUAGAAUUUUCGCAUGUAUGAAUCCUGCUACUGAUGUGGGUAAGCGAGAUCUUCCACCGGGAUUGCGCAGCCGGUUUUCGGAGUUUUAUGUUAGUUCUCCUGAUAGUAGACGGGAUGACUUGUUGUGUAUUGUAAAAAAAUAUUUAUCAGGAUGUAUUCAUGGUGAAGAACGUGCAUGUGUUGAAAUCGUUGAUUUUUAUUUGGAGGUAAAGGAAUUACAACGACAACAUAAGCUCGUGGAUGGAUCAAAUCAACGACCUCAUUUUAGUAUGAGAACUCUUACUCGUGCAUUGAGUGUUGUUUCUCAAAUCACGGCGAUAUAUGGAUUAAGGCGUUCUAUUUAUGAGGGUUUCUGUAUGACAUUUUUGACGCAAUUGAAUAAAGAAAGUGAAAUAAUAAUGCAAGGACUAUUUGAAAAGUAUUUAUUAAAUGGUGUCAAUAAUCCUAAAGCUUUAACUACACAAAUCCCACGACAGCCGCCUAACGGUGAUUAUGUCCAAUUUGGAUGUUAUUGGUUAAAAAUUGGACAUUAUCCUCCAAAAGAAGUGUCACAUUAUAUAUUAACACCUUCAGUAAUAAAAAAUUUAAACAAUCUAGCGAGGGUUGUCAUGAGUAGUAAGUUUCCAGUAUUGCUUCAGGGUCCUACUUCAGCUGGAAAAACGAGUAUGAUUCAUUAUUUGGCUCAAAGAACUAAUCAUCGUUUUAUGAGAAUUAAUAACCAUGAACAUACUGAUCUUCAAGAGUAUCUUGGCAGUUAUGUUACAAAUAGUGAAGGCAAACUUGAGUACCAAGAAGGAGCACUUGUUGAAGCUGUGAGGAAAGGUUAUUGGCUCGUAUUAGACGAAUUAAAUCUUGCACCUACUGAUGUAUUAGAAGCUUUAAAUCGUCUUUUAGAUGAUAACAGGGAACUUUUUAUCCCUGAAACACAAGAAAUGAUCAAACCACAUAGUGACUUUAUGCUUUUCGCAACUCAAAAUCCAUCCGGAUUAUAUGCUGGUCGUAAAGCACUUUCUCGUGCAUUUCGUAAUCGAUUUGUUGAGAUACAUUUCAAUGAUAUUCCAGAAGAGGAAUUAGAAACUAUUAUUUCAGAAAAAUGUUCUAUUGCACCAUCUCAUUGUAAACGUAUGGUUCAAGUUUAUAAAAGACUCAUGGAACAACGUCAAAGUACGAGAAUAUUUGAGAGGCAGCAUGGAUUUAUUACAUUAAGAGAUUUAUUCCGUUGGGCCAAGAGAGGUGCAAUAGAUUAUAAAGAAUUGGCAGAACAAGGUUUCAUGCUUUUGGCAGAAAGAGUAAGAAAGCCGGACGAAAAAUUAAUCGUUAAACAAGUAUUAGAGACGGUAAUGAAGGUAACUAUUGAUGAAAAUUCCAUAUAUGAUUGCUCUAGAUUAGAAGAGUUUAAAAUGUAUCGACAAAACAAUAUUGUAUGGACAAAAGCUAUGAAGCGAUUAUUCAUGCUUGUUGCGCAAUGUUUGAGGUUUAAUGAGCCCGUCUUAUUAAUCGGGGAAACUGGAUGUGGCAAAACAUCAGUGUGUCAAGUGUUGGCUGAAGCUCGACACACAGGCUUAUAUAUUUUAAAUUGUCAUCACAGCACUGAAACCGCGGAUUUGUUAGGUGGGCAAAGACCGUUAAGAAAUCGAGAUAUUUUGAAUUCUGAGCUUAAACAUGAUAUCUCAGAGUACCUGAAAAGUUAUGAAGAGCACGAUAUUGAUUUGGAAAAUAUUGACUUAUGUAGCUUGGUUAGGCGUCUUGAUCUCGUUUGUAAAGAUGAACAGAGCUUACAUAUUGAUAAAGAUAAAGCUAAACACUUAUCGUCGAGAUAUAAACAAUCUUGUAGUACAUUAUUUGAAUGGAAUGAUGGACCACUUGUUAAGGCCAUGAAAAGUGGAUCUUUUUUUUUGUUGGAUGAGAUUUCCUUGGCAGAUGACUCUGUUAUAGAACGUCUCAAUAGUGUUCUUGAGCCCCAUCGAAGUUUGACACUACCAGAGAAAGGGGGGAAAUGUGUUGAAGAAUUAGUUGCUAAAGAAGGAUUUCAAUUUUUAGCAACCAUGAAUCCUGGAGGAGAUUAUGGUAAAAAAGAGCUGUCACCUGCUUUGAGAAACCGGUUUACAGAGAUUUGGGUCCCACCGAUAUCGAAUGAGGAAGAUUUGUUACAAGUAAUUAGUGCGCAACUUGUAAACCCUUCAAAAAAUGUUGGAUCAUCAAUUUUGGAAUUUAUAAAUUGGUUUUCUCAUAUGUAUGGUAAUCAGGGUACAAUUAUUAGUCUUAGGGAUAUUAUAUCGUGGGUAAAUUUUAUUAAUGUCACUAUUGAGCGACUUGGCCCAAAAGAAUCUUUUAUUCACGGAGGGUGUCUAGUUUUCUUGGAUGGCCUUGGAUCGAGUUCUGCAUCGCGUACAAUAUUGUCAGAACAAGCUUUAAAAGAUAUACGAAUGAAAUGUUUGACAAAACUGAAAGAAUUAAGCGCUCAUUUUUCUGGUUUUGAAUCAAUUGACAAUUUCGAUGAUUGUGAGUCAAUUAGAAUAAGUUCAACCGAAACACAUUUUGGAAUUCAUCACUUCUCAAUACCUAAAGGACCAUAUAUAUCUCAUGACAUUGCUUUUACUUUACAAGCACCCACAACUUCGGAUAAUGCCAUGAGCAUUCUUCGAGCUAUGCAAGUCCGGAAACCCAUUUUACUGGAAGGUAGUCCGGGUGCUGGUAAAACUAGUUUGAUCACAGCAUUGGCAGCAGUAUCAGGUCAGAGACUUGUUCGUAUAAAUUUAUCUGAUCAAACAGAUUUAAUAGAUUUGUUUGGUUCAGAUCUUCCUGUUGAAGGUGGAAGAAGUGGUGAAUUUGCAUGGCGAGAUGCGCCAUUUUUACAAGCAAUGAAAUCAGGGGAUUGGGUGUUAUUAGAUGAACUUAAUCUUGCAUCACAAUCUGUAUUGGAGGGUCUCAAUUCUUGUUUAGACCACCGUGAAGCGAUAUAUGUUCCAGAACUGGACAAGGAAUUCUUUUGUGCCCAAGGAUUCCGCGUUUUUGGUGCACAAAAUCCUUUGUAUCAGGGUGGUGGUAGAAAAGGCCUCCCUAGAUCAUUUAUUAAUCGAUUCACACAAGUUUAUAUUGAACAACUCACAAAUAAUGACUUACUCUUUAUAUGUAAAAGCUUAUUUCCGCGAAUAAAAGACAGCAUCUUAAAAAAAAUAAUAGAGUUUAAUACUCGAAUAAAUGAAGAUAUAAUGAUUAAAUGCCUAUAUGGCCGAAGUGGUGCCCCAUGGGAAUUCAACUUACGAGAUGUAUUACGUUGGCUUGAAUUACUUAGUAAAGAUUAUAGCCUUGGCUUUUAUUCUUCUCCUGCAGAAUAUUUAGACCUUAUCUAUCUUCAGAGGAUGAGAAAUAAACAAGAUAGAGAUUGUAUUAUUUCAGUGUUCAAUGAAAUUUUUGGCUUGAAUUAUCAGCAACAAAAACAUCCAUAUUAUCAUAUUGAUCCUAAAUUUAUUCAAGUAGGACAUUCACUUCUGGAACGUGAAGAUUCUAAUAUAAGUCAUUCUUUGACGAAUAAGCUGCAUGUUUUACAAUCUCAACUACGUCCAUUGCAAUCACUGAUGAAAUGUGUUGAAAUGAAUUGGAUGGUCAUGUUAACCGGUCCUGAGGCAUCUGGAAAAACUAAUUUAGUAAGGUUACUUUCAAACCUUACUGGGAAUCCACUUGAAGAAUUCAUGAUGAAUAAUUCUGUAGAUACUAUCGAAUUAUUAGGAGGAUUUGAACAAUUUGACUUAUCUAGGCAUCAUCAAAUAGUAAUUAAUGAGUUAUUAAAUUUGACUAAUGAGGUUACUAAAGCUAUACUUCUGAUAACACAUAUUCCAUUAUCAAAUUCUGAUUAUCAACCUGAUAAGGUUGUGCAAACUUUGAUGCAGCUUAAUCAUGUAUUAUUUACCUUAAAAAAUUAUUUCAAAUUUAAUAUGCGGUUGGAUUAUUCAUUAGUUGAUUCUUUAUUGUCAAUACUUGAACAAACCAUUUCAAGUUAUGGUUUGGCUUUAACAGUUCAAUGGAAUGCAAUCUUUGAUAAAGUUUCUAGCCUAAAGACUAAGGAAAAUGAGCCCGUUUCGGGUCUUUUUGAAUGGGUUGAUGGCAUAAUCAUUAAAGCAUUACAAAAUGGUCAUUGGUUACUAAUUGAUAAUGCUAAUCUCUGCAAUCCGUCUGUCUUCGAUAGACUUAAUUCUUUACUUGAACCAAAUGGUGUCUUAAUGGUAAAUGAGCAUAGUAUGAUUGAUGGCGAAAUCAGGAUGAUUCGCCCCCACAAAAAUUUUAGGCUUUUUAUGACCCUUAAUCCAAAAAAUGGAGAAUUGUCACGCGCAAUGCGAAACCGUGGUGUAGAAAUUGCAUUAUUAAAUACAGAAUUGAUUGAAAAUCGGCAAGAUAUGACAAAGCUUGCCAAUAGUUACGGACUUUGGCACCCUUAUUUUCCCGUUGCUAUGGAAAAUUUUAUAAGCGAAAUUAAUCAUAUAUCAUUGUCUAAUAAAUUUCAACCAACCCUAAGAUGGUAUAUCAUGGUUGUGAAAAUGGUAAAUGAAAGAAUUCAGCGUGGUGAUAACUUCUUGCGAGCUUUAAUUUUAUCGUUGCAACGAGCUUGUUAUUGCAUUGACAAUUAUAACUUUGAAGUAUAUUUCCAAGAUCUUAUGAAAACUUACGAAUUCGAUAAGAUUAAUCCUUCAUCCAACAUGUUAUUACAUUCUAAUUGUCCACUUAUUGUUGAUGGUGAUUUAUACAAGUAUGAGUCAAUUUUAGCCAAUGUUUGUUUGCAAGCUUCUUAUCUCUUACAUAUCGUUCUCAAGUGUGGGCAUGAUUCGAAAUCAUCAAAUUCAUUACUUGUGGCCAGUGAAUGUUUUAUUGAGAUGACUUCUUUAGAAGAUUUUCCUAUACGACAAUAUUGGAUUAAUUUCAUUUCCUCUGCGAUACAAUCUUCGUAUUUGUCAGACAGUAACAAGCAAAAUUCUUUGGAUUAUGCUCAAUUUCUGCUAAAUAAAAUUAUAAAUCACCCACUUGCUAUUCAACUUGCUGAUAUUAAAAGUCGAAUAGCUUGUGGAAUCGGUCUUGAUGUGUCUUAUAUGUCAUAUCAGCCUCUCGAUAUUACAAGAAAUUUUCCUUUAAUCAAUUCACUUGAUGUAUACACAUCCAAUCUUUGUGAUAACUUGAAAACUGGUCCAGUUUAUAUGUUGUGGAAAGAAUAUUCUUCAAAGAUUAAAGAAUUUUCUUUGUUAAAACACAUUCUGAGGGAUGAAUAUGUUGAAAAUAUGGCUUGUGAACAGGCCAUGCAACAAAAAGUCUCAAAUAUGACUUUGGCUCAGCAGUCGUACUGUUAUCAUCAGGGUAGAAUUUCUGAGAGCCAGCUAAGCAAUAAAAUUAUUGGGAUUAUAUAUCCCUUUUUGGAAAAAUCAAGACAAUGUAUCCUUUCUUGUAUCAAUAAAGAGUUAAAUGUUGAUGAGUCGUCUUUGUUAUUUGAUUUUAUAAACCAACGAAGAUUUUUAUGGGAAUGUUUGCAGCAGUUAUCUCUUGACAUUGGAGAGCUGUUUACAUGCACCAAAAUGCUUGAUGAAAUAACAGUUUUGUUAUAUGAUAAACACCAAGAAAUUAUGCGUCCUCUACGUGAUAUUUUGAGUACCAUGGCUGAAGCCACAGCUUUGACAACCGGAUUAUUUAUGGACAUAUUAUGGAAACAUUUUCAUCAUAUAUCUCUUAGAAAUACGGAUCUUUCUCUACUUGAACAAGAAUUAUAUUCAACUCAAAAUGAAUUGAAUAAAUAUGAUACAAAUCAAGAUGAUCCAAGCGAGCCAUUCAAUUGCAUAAUGGAUUAUUGGAGCGUUAUUUACGAGAUGCAGAUUAUCAGUCAACUUCAAUUUAUCGCUGCGCAAGAAUUUAAAUCUACAGAUGUUGAAUAUAGCACAACCCUUUGUCAAAUAUCUGAAUUUCGUGAUUUGAUGCUGAUAAAUUCAACAAGAAAACCGCUAGACCUUAUUCCACAUCAACGAAUUCUGUGGAUAUACGGAAAUGACGUCAAUGUUCCCAAGGAUAAAGCUAAAUGCCAAUUGAACAAUAUUAUUCAGGAUAUGUUAUAUGGAUGGCACAAUAAAUUAUGGAAUAAUAGCUUUAACAAUAUUAUUAUAGGCAAUGAUAUGACCAACUCAAAAUUUUCAAGGGCAAGUCUUAUGCUUUUUAGGCCUCAUGAAUUAAGUCAUACUGAAGGCUCUGCUAGGUUAUUUCAAAGCGUUUUUAGCGAAUAUUAUUUUAAAUUCACUUGUAAGGUACAAUCUGUAUCUAUAGGUUCAUUCAAUUCUGCAUUAAUUUGCCUUGAAAAUUUUGAAAAACAAAUGGGAAAUAAAUUAUUCAUUAAAAUAAAUCGAAUGAGUUCUGAUAUUGCAUGUCUUAUGCAGCACCUUAAUCAGAUUUUCAUUCCACUUGGCCAUUUUUUUUCGUCAGAGUCUUGGAAUGAAAUAUGUCGCAACUUUGAACUUAUUCUUAAUGCAACUAGAUGUUCCCCGAUUCUCCAGGCGAAUGAUACUAUUUUUAAUUCACUUUUUGCUCUGGCUGAUGCGUUGAAGACAACACAAGAUUCGUUUCUUCGUCUUGCAUUAGAUCAAUGGUUUAUUCCAGCAGUUAAUUCUAUUUCAGCCAUUUUCCAAAAAGAGCAUACAUAUAAUGAGCUGUUGGUAAAAAUUGGACGCUCAUGGGUCUUCCUUGCAUUAGGUUUUAUUACAUUAUAUGUUCCAAAUUAUCCUUUUGAUCCGACGUUGAAAGCUUCUUUUAUAUGUAAACAACUGCAAUUUAAGCAAUCCCAAUUGGAAGUUGAAAUCAAUGUCCGUGCUGACGUUGAACAGCAUAUAACCGGCGAGUCUACAAAUAAUACUAUUAAGAAUUUGAAACAAAAUUUAGAUGAAGUUAGAUCACUUUUGAAGCGUAAAUCUGUCGAGUUGGCAUUGCGUCCAGAAGUUUCUCAAAUUAACGAACUCUUUAGACAUGUACAUUACAUUUGUAAUAAUGUUAUAGAUGUAACACAUGUUUUAACACUUCUUGACGAUCUGGAAAAAGGAAACGAUUUAUCCGUUCUUGAGCGUGAAAUUUUGUUGCAAGAAAAAACUUUGCAAUUUAUUCAACGAAUAAAUCAAAAUUACCCACUCUAUCAUGAUUUACUUCAGCCAAUUUGUAUUUCUAUCUUUCAACUAAAACAUGGCAUUAGGCUGGUUGCUUCAUCUUCCAAAAGUCUAAACCUUUCACACGACUUUACAAUAUUUAAUGUAUUGAAAUGUCUUUUAUCAAUUACCAAGUUGGGGUAUCCAUUAGAGUGUAUCGAGGUACUUGUUGCACCUGAAUCCUUGAAACAAAUUAAAAAAAUAAUUUUUUCGGCAGAAUCUGUUGUUGAUCGAUGGGAUAAGUAUUUGGAAUAUAUGGUCGUCAUUCUUCGAUGUUUGUAUUGUCACAUAUCAAAGCGUGGUCACAUAAUCUCUAAAGAUUUGGAGUUUAUUCAAAGAAUAUUUGGAGAGAUAGCAGAAAUAUACGUUGCUGCUGAAGAUCAAAAAAACAAAAUUGCUUACGAAAAUGAAUGUUUAUAUAAAAAUAAAACUAAAGUGCAUUCUAGCAUUACUGACGAACAAUAUGCUGAAACGGAGUUCAGGCAAAUGUUUCCGGAUUUUAGUCAGGAUUUUGAUGAUACGAAAGAUGAUAAUAUGACGGAUGAUUCACAAUCAAAGUUGUCAGAAGUAGUAAUUGUUAAAGAUGAAAUUAUUGUAAAAAUAUGCACGCUAUAUAAAAUUUUUGUCAGUGAUUUUAAUUUAUACCGCACAAAAGGUUUUGAAUGUUGUUCAAAAGUAAUUCAGCAGACAUUCUGGGCAUCUUUUAGCAUGGCACGGGAUCUUGCUGCACUCGAUAGCAGAUUAUAUCCUGAAGAACUUGAUGAUGCAUUUGCAGCAUGCAAAUUAUUAGGCACAUCGAUAUUAAAAAAUUGGCUUGUAGGAGAGGAUGAAGUCAUAAAUACAUCUAAUUCAAUUAAUCCAGGUCUAGAAAUGUAUGACUUUUACAAAGAUCAUAACAUCUUUGAGGCAAAAAAAUUAAUUCCUGUGAUCACAAAUUUGCAGCAACGCAUUAUGGAAUUGAUCACAAUAUGGCCUGAACACGCAGUACUUCACCAAAUUAAUAACAUUUGCGAGAAGAUUAAAGGAUUCAAUUUAAAUUCACCUAUUGUAAAAUUCCUUACAGGAUUAGAAUUUUUAUUACAAAAAACAGAUGAUUGGGAAGCGUAUGCUGGUAGAGAUACAUCAAUUAAGUCACAUCAGAAAGAGAUUAUUGAGCUUAUUAUUCAAUGGAGACAACUUGAAUUGAAUUGUUGGCCAAAGUUAUUGGCAGUGCAAGAUAAAUAUUAUGAAUUAUCCGCAUCUAAAUGGUGGUUCCACCUUUUUAACUGUAUAAUUCUACCCAUACAUGAUCUUAGUAAACAAUCAUAUGCUUACGAUAAAACAACUGCAAUAUUUCAACAGCACAUAAAUGGAAUUGUUUGCACUCUUGAUCAAUUCUUACAAUCGUCAAAAUAUGGUGACUAUAAAUCUCGGCUCGAAUUGAUUCGUUCAUUCUACGAACACCUUUGUACACUUGAUCAUUAUUCAAAAUUUAAUUUACAUGAUAAUUCAAGUGAGGAAAUAUAUAAGUCGCUUUAUGAACAAGCAGCUGAUGUUCUUUGGAAUGUCUACAAAUAUUAUUCACAGUUUCUUGGUGAACUUGACAAUGCAUUAAUUAACAUGCGCAAGCCUAUAGAAAAAGACCUCUUCCAAUUCGUAAAGAUUGCUAGUUGGAAAGACAUAAAUAUUUAUGCUUUAAAGCAGAGUGCUCAGAAAACUCAUCGACAUUUAUCUAAAUGUAUUCGAAAAUAUCGAGACGUGCUCGAUAAGCCUGUCACAGAUAUUAUAGCAUCUUGUCAAAUGGAUUCCUCCAAGAGCCAGUUAGGAUGUAACAGUUCCAAUGCUGCUGAGUAUUCUGCAUCCGAUUUCCCGGAAAAUUGGGUUUCGAAUACUAAUCCUAUUGAUCCACCCGCAACGACAUUAGAACUACAAAUAACAUUAAGCAAAGAAGUAUUACCUGCUCCUGACCGAUUCAUUAACAUAGAUAAAACCUUGAAAAAAUUCCGCUAUUAUUGUCUUAAUGAUAUACUCUUAUGCAAGCCCUUUUAUAAGAAAUUUAUUCUUGAUGAUUUUGCUACAGAAAUUAUUUCACAAAUAAAAACACUUCAAGAACAAACGAAUUGCAUAACGGAUAAAGAUAAAAGAAACUACAUCAAGAAUCUCAAAUUGGUAAAGAAAAAAUCAUUGGUUGAUCUUUUAAAAGAGCUGAAAAGAAUCGGAUUGCAUGUAUUCCCCAAUGCAAAGGUUAUAAAGCAACAACAAGAUCUGGUUGGUUAUACUUUUCAGCUCCCCAGGAUUCAAAUUACUAGAUCAUUAUAUGAAACAGUAGAUUCUUUGCUCUAUAAAGACAAGCACACUUCGAAACUUCCAACAACUAUGCAUAUUUUCAUACCAAUUUUACAAAAGGCUGAUGAUUAUUAUUAUAGAAUUAUUGCACAAAUGACACACCUCCGACAAAUAGCUACUGCUCAUUCUAAGGAUCUUUCACUUCAAGAAGUGCAAAAAGGAUUAGGUUUUGCAGAAGAUUUGCUAUGUUUACUAAUAGAAGAAAGAAAAUUCUUGUGUGAAUUAGAAAAGGAAUACAUUGGGCUUUCGGGAGUUAUGAUACAGUUAAGCUCAAUACAUUCAGCAUACAGUUCCCAUCGUUUAAAUGUUAAAGAAUCUGUUAAAGAUUGUGGAUUUGUGUCUCUCAAUUCUCUCGACGUAAAGAGUGUACGGAAUAUCAAAGAGCUUAUAGAUGAUAUAGAAUACUUGUUAUCACAUUCAUGUUUAUUAUUUGACAUUCAUAAGAAAUUCUCAAAACAUGAAAUUUCUUCCGAAUAUGAGGAGAUUAGUCAUAAUCUCGGUAAUUGGUUCGAGAAAAUCUUUGCAGUUCGGAAAGAAUUUAUUUGUAUAUUUGACAGGAUCGUUUUAUAUCCUGCUUAUGCCAAUGGAAGAGAUGCAAUUAUAACUCAGGACAUUAUAAAAAUGGUAAAAGAUGAUAUUCAUGUUAUUAAUACUUUGCAUAUAUAUGUUAAAGAUCUUUGUUCUCGACAUCCGGAUCUUUCACACAUUUUUCAGCCACUUUGUGAAUAUAUAACUUCAAAAAAUAAUCUCUUUCAAUUUUCGAAACAAGAUUAUGCGCAGCUAAACUUAGAUGAUGGAACAAAGUUAAUUCUUGGACAAAUUGUUUAUAAAGUAAACGAUUUGCUUGAUGGGAUCCUCCUAAAUAUUCAAAAUUUACGAAAACUGUCCGUUCAAAACAUCAAUAGUGUCAAUAGCAAUAGUGAGCAAAACAUCAAUAGUGAGCAAAACGACAUUCAUCAUCAAAAUCAAGAAGACAUGUGUGACGGCUAUAUCCGUUAUGAGCAUGAACGUUAUAUAAACUUUUUAAAGAAACUGCAAUUAAAAGUUAUUUUGGAUCAUUUCAAAGAAAUUCAUUCACAACUUUCUGAAUUAAUGGACGAUAAUAGAUUUAAUAAUGAUGAUUGUAAGGAUUUAAUUUCAUGUCUACUGCAAAGAAUCUUUCCAUUUAUUCAGCAAUACUUUAUGAUCGUUAAUGGUUUUAUGAUAAAUUUUGUUUUUCACAAUAAAUCUUUGUGUAAGCUCUCGUUGGUACUUUGUAACUCUUUUGUCACUAUAUUCACAAAAGGAUUCUGCAUGCCAGAAACGGAAAUAGAAGAUGAUGAAUCAGGAGAGAUUGAUGAUAAUGCACAGGGAACUGGUAUUGGUGAGGGCGAUGGUAUGAAAGAUGUGAGUGACGAGAUUGUCAAUGAAGAGCAAGUAUUGGGAACUCAGAAUCAGUCUGAACAAAAGUCAUCAGAUGACCUAACUAAUCCAAACACAGAAAAUGACGGAAUUGAAAUGGAAAAUGAUUUUGAAGGGACGAUGGAAAACAUAGAACAACCUUAUAAUACGGAUUCAUCUAAGGAAGACGAUGACUUGUCGAAUUUGGAUGAGCAAGUUGGUAAUUUUGAUGAUGACGACGACCAAAACGUUGAUGAAAAAAUGUGGGGAGAUGAUGCGCCUGAUCAUGAUGAAAGUGGAAAAAAUGUUGAUCAAAAUCAUAAACAGUCUGACCUAAAAGAUGAAAUGGAUAUCGUUGCAAAAGAAAAUUGUAAUGAUUCUAAACAAGAAUCGCAUCAGCCCAAACAGUCAGACGAACAAAAUAUGAGUGAAGCGGAUGAAGAAACUUCAAAUGAACAAAAUGAUAACGAAUGCGAUGGGCAGAUCAAUAAUCAAACUAAUAUUGAAUUCGAUGUCCCUCCAGUUGAAAAUUUAGAUCUUCCAAAUAAUAUGAAUAUAGACGAUUUUGGAGAUGAAUUUGACGAUCAAGACGAUGGAAAUCUUAGUAAUGAAGGUCUUGAUGAUCAUGAUGUAGAUAACCUUGACAAUGAAGAUGAUCUUCCUUCCAACAUGGAUAUAGAUGUACCCGAACCUGACACGAUCCAAGAAUCUUUUAUGAAUGAUCAAGAUGAUAAUAAGUCUAUUGAUUCAUUGGUAACUGAGAUUAUGAUGGAUGAACCGGAUGGCAUUAAUGACAUGGAUGAUAUGCGACCUGAAAAUGAAAAUGAAAUUGAGGAACAAUUAGAAAAAAAUAAUUACGAUCCAUUAACAGAGUCUAACCAAAAUAUAGUUCCUAUUAAUAACGAUCAAUCGGAAAGUAUUGAAAGAGAAAAUAAUCCUGAUGAAUCAUUCAAUAAAGAACAUCCAAAUUCAGAAAUAACUGUUGAUAAUACUUAUGGUAUUGACGGACAAUCAGGUAAAAUGACUGAUGUCUCAGAAGAAAGGUCCUAUAAAGACUCACGAGUUGCAAAUAAGAACAAUAAUAAACAUGAUGAUAAUCCUAUGAAUGAUAUCUACCCAAAUAACAAUGGAAAUGAUAACGAUUUGGAUAAAAAUUUUGAAUUUAUAGAAGAUGAAAAUGUUGCUCACGAUCUUCAUAAAAAUUUUGAAUUUAUAAAAGAUGAAAAUGUUGCUCACGAUCUUCAGGUGAUGGCAGCGGCUACUGAAGAUCAAAUAAAAACGAUUGAUACCAACGGUGACGAUCACCAAACUUGUAAUCACAAACCUACUUAUGAAGAUAAAGAAAUCGAAGAAGUUGAUGAAUUCACCAGUAUUCAAAAUGACAAAUCCAUUUAUGAUGACUCAACCUCUAUUAAUAAAGAAGAAAUCUCUAUUAAUAAAGAAGAAAUCUCUAUUAAUAAAGAAGAAAUUUCUAUUAAUAAAGAAGAAAUCUCAAAGGAGAUAUUAAUUUCUGAACAAGACAGAGAACACCAGAUUGAUAAGCAAAAACAUUCUUACGACGAAUCCGAAAUAAAAACUAUGAGUAAAUCCAGUUCGUUCCAAGAACAUUUUCCUCCAGAGGAUAUUGAUAGUUUACGACAAGAACUUGAAAUUAAAUUAUCGGAAUGGCGAAAAUCCGACCGGGAUAUUACCAAAGCAAGGGAACUCUGGCGAAAAUACGAAAAUCUUACUUACGAUUUGGCUAAUAAUCUUUGUGAACAAUUGCGACUAAUUCUAGAGCCUACUCUUGCUGCCAAAUUAAAAGGAGAUUAUCGUACUGGAAAAAGGCUUAAUAUGAAAAAGAUUAUACCAUAUAUUGCCAGUAAUUUUAGAAAGGACAAAAUUUGGCUUCGUCGCACAAAACUAAGCAAACGACAAUAUCAAGUUAUGAUAGCAGUCGAUGAUUCAAAAUCAAUGAGUGAAACUCAUUCGAUUCAACUCGCUUAUGAGACAUUAGCAUUGAUAUCUAAAGCAUUAUCGCAGCUCGAAGUUGGUGACAUUUCCAUUGUUAGUUUUGGAGAAAGGGUGCAAUUACUUCAUCCCUUUGAUCAACCAUUUAGCAGUGAAGCAGGAGCACAAGUUUUACAUCAAUUUACAUUUGAACAAAAUAAGACCUACGUUAGAUCUUUAAUGGAAACAUCUAUCGAACUUUUAGAACGUGCCAGAAGCAAAUAUAAUGGUGUAUCACAGAAAAAAGGGUUAUGGCAACUUCAACUAAUAAUAUCAGAUGGUGUAUGUGAAGAUCAUGAAACUCUCAAGUCUCUUGUUAGAAAAGCAACUGAGGCACAAAUAAUGGUUGUAUUUAUAAUUGUUGAUAAAAAAUCAGAAAAUGAUUCUAUAACAUCGAUGAAUCAAGUCAAGUAUAAAUCAGUAAAUGGGCUAAUGACACUUAGUAUGGAAAGAUAUCUAAAUACAUUUCCAUUUGAAUAUUAUGUAAUCUUAAGAAAUAUCAAUGCAUUACCAGAAAUUCUUGCUGAUACACUAAGGCAAUAUUUUAGCAUUAUUAUUAUGGCAGAAGAAUCAUCUAUAGCGGAAAUCAACAAAACCGUAAAAUUAAUUAUCUAUGGCAGAAGUUAUCAAAACCGAAAAAUCGUCUAUGGCGAAAGUUCACAAAACCGAAGAAUCAUCUAUAGAGAAAGUCACUAG